This is a messenger RNA of Tuber melanosporum (Perigord truffle), 895 nucleotides long. RefSeq lists its product as uncharacterized. Gene Ontology annotation, biological process: SRP-dependent cotranslational protein targeting to membrane; SRP-dependent cotranslational protein targeting to membrane, signal sequence recognition. Bases 59 to 808 code for a protein of 249 amino acids. The record is from RefSeq and is a predicted model, not a curated record. Lineage: Eukaryota; Fungi; Ascomycota; Pezizomycetes; Pezizales; Tuberaceae. Gene Ontology annotation, cellular component: signal recognition particle, endoplasmic reticulum targeting. Gene Ontology annotation, molecular function: 7S RNA binding. The transcript has a single exon.
AGAAACUCCAUCCUCACCCUCCCAAACCAAGUCAGCUCAAAACCGCACACGAAAAGAAAUGUCACGAAAUGUCCGAAUCGAAGAAGUCGAAGACUCCGACCCCGAAGAAAUGGACAUCUCCCUCUUUGACCCCCGUGCAGCUGCAGCCGCGAACCCAACUCUAAUGGAUCCGACCGCAAUCCCCCAUGGAAUACAAAGACCCAGCCACCCCCAAACCCAAUAUGUCUCUACGGACGAGAGCUCCUAUAAGACCUACCAAUGCCUCUACCCUAUAUACUUCGAUAGCACCCGGUCCCGCGCCGAAGGCCGCCGUGUAAAUAAAACCCACGCAAUUCCCAAUCCACUCGCCCGCAACAUCGUCGAUGCAUGUGCAUACCUGUCUCUAAAGACCGUAUUCGAACCCGGAAAGACACAUCCAAAAGACUGGGCAAACCCGGGCCGUGUAAGGGUACUGUUUAAAGCGGAUGGGAAACCAACUGGGAACAUCAAGAACAAGUUCUUGCUGCUUAGGACCAUCGGAGAGUUUCUGAAGGCGAACCCAACGAGACCCGAGGAUCCCUUGAGGCUUAGGAUUCCGAAUUUCCCAACUGACGGGAAGCUGCCGGAGCCUCCUGCUGUUCCCAGGGGGUGGAAGGUGGGCACGAUUUUGCCGACCCAUUCAGCAGCCUUGAGUGGCGGGGGCGUGAGUGAUGAUAUAUUUAAGGAGAUGAUGAAGGACAUGGGCAUGGAUGCUGGCGGGCCGGGUGGGGGUGCUGUGGAGAAAAAGGAGAAAAAGGAAAAGAAGGAUAAAAAGAAGGGAAAACGGUGAUUGGGUGCAAGUAGCGGUGGUUUGGGUUGACUAUGUGGGAUAGACUUGCGUUGUAUAUACACUAUUAUGUCCUCGGAUUCUUAAGCA